Molecule: messenger RNA, 2236 nt
Organism: Marchantia polymorpha subsp. ruderalis
Lineage: Eukaryota; Viridiplantae; Streptophyta; Marchantiopsida; Marchantiales; Marchantiaceae
Source: the annotation of a GenBank genome assembly
GCCAGUCAUAAGUGUUCCCGCCGAUAUGAAGAUGGAUUCCCGCGCGCGGUUUCGCGGGAAUGUGCACUAACUCGUUGGAGGUCCGAGACACUAUUCGAGGGCACUGCCUGAAUAAUUCAUCGAUGAGCCCUGGUGCUGCCAGUGAAGCUACAUUGCACUCACCAGGCUGUAAAUCUGCAUGGAUCAAAUCCAAUGCACGCACUUACAGGAAAUCCUCUCUGCCCCGUGAACGAUUCGCCUCCCCAUGUUUUGCAGAGCGAGAGCGGAAUCGAGUUCAUCGAUUCGCUCGUGAUGGAGGUCUUCUUCGGAUUCUCUGAGGCAAUUCCAACUCUGUUGAUUUCGUUCCUGAUGUGAUCCUCAUCCCAGGCUUCUGCGUCGCACCUAUGAGAAUGGGCGCCGAUUGUGGAGGCAGUGGAAGAAAACGAAGAGCUUCAUCAUCUAGAAAUCAAGACCAGAAUCGCAGUCCUCAAAUUGAAGAGCAAGUGGUUGUUCGGAGGAAGACUCGCUACUCCACGUUGUUGGGACUACAAUGUGGACACGGCACAGUUGGAGGGACUGCUGACGAAGCUCUAACUGUGAGGGACUUCAACAUUGAUGCCAAAAAUUUGCUUGAAGAGCCAGUCGACAAAUACGCAGAGCUCCGAUGCGAGAGCUGUGGUAGGGAUGACAACGACGCGGAAAUGAUACUGUGCGACAGAUGCGAUGCAGGCUUUCACAUAUACUGUCUUCGCCCAAUAGUUGCCUCUGUACCUGCCGAAGACUGGUUUUGCUCAUCGUGCACCGCUCCUCCAAAGAUUCGUGAGUUUCCAAAAGUGCAAACGAAGAUUGUCGAUUUUUUCCGGAUAGAAAAGUUUUUGGGAGUACCGGAAACCAAGAAACGUCGGAGACAUAGCGGAGGUCUGACCGUCAGCAAGCGGAGUAGGAAAUUGGUGGUUCACACUCCUUCCAAUGAUCAAGAUAGAUUGCUCGAACAGAUGAGAUCACUCGCUACCGCCUUGACGACAGUCAAUAUUGCAUACAGUGAUGACUUAACCUAUCCUCCUGGGUGUGCAACUAGGGAAUGCAAUCGCCCUUCUCUGGAAAUUGGGGGCAUGCAGGAGAUGAGCAAGGAUGAUAAAGCUGCAUUCGACCUCUCCAAGCGAAUGUGGAAGGAAGGUCACGUCGCACCUCUUGUUGUGAAACAUGACUCCCGAGAAGGUUUUGUGGUCGAAGCGGACAGUCCCAUCAAAGAUAUGACAAUCGUCGCGGAGUACACCGGUGAUGUAGACUACAUGAAGAAUCGAAAACAUGAUGGUGGAAAUAGCAUUAUGGGUUUAUUAUUUACGGCUGAUCCAUCUAAAGAGUUAGUAAUCUGCCCCGAUAAACGAGGCAAUAUUGCUCGUUUCAUUUCUGGCAUCAAUAACCAUACGAGGGAGGGCAAGAGGAAACAGAAUUUGAGAUGUGUUAGGUAUAAUGUAGAUGGAGAAGCCCGUGCUUUGCUAAUCGCAAUCCGAGAUAUUCCGAAGGGUGAGCGGUUGUACUAUGAUUACAAUGCAUACUUAUCUGAUUAUCCAACCAAGCAUUUUGUGUAGAUUCGAGAUUCCAGAUUCCAGCCGGAUGAUGGUACUCAGCGACAUAUGGUUGUUUAAGCCCGAUGGCGAAUCAAGUCAUCGCAAAGACGAAUGGAAACGUUCCUAUCUCGGCAGCGAACAUGGCGAAAGGAACGUGUACAAGUGUCUUUAGGCCAAACGGGAGAGGAAAAUGUGGAGCGAUAGAUAGGGAAAAGGUGGCAGGGUGGCCCACUUCUGUAGAGAAGGAAACCAAGGGUAUGUUGCAAAUUAUAGAUUACAUUAUUAUCAGCAGGGAUGAAAGAUUGCGAAAUUUGUUAAGAUCCCUGCUGGACAACAACACUGAGCGCCAUACGGUCGUGUAAGCCAUCGGGCUUUUAGCAGGUGAUAGCAAAUACGUAGGAAAUGUUCCUUUCUCUGAACAUGGCGAAAGGAACGUUGACAAGUGAUUCUAGGGCCAAAAUGUGGAGCGAUAGAUGGGAGUAGAGUUGUAGGGACGUUGAAGGGUUGGUGCAAACAACAUAGAUGCUUUCCAAGUAAUCAGUAGGGUGGAAAGAUUGUGCAUUACUGUGACAUUUAAAGUCAGCAAAGACAGGCAAUUCGCUUGAUUAGAAGUGGGAGCAAAAGUUGUUGACAGUUAUGAGUUGGUGAUGGAAUCCUAUUCUCUGUGCACUGUGGUCAUCAUCGGA